ACAUACCCAACAACAAUUUUAAUUUUAAAAGAGAAAGAUUAAAAUCAAAAAGUGACGAUGACAAGAAAAAAUAUAAAACUUGCAUGGGUAGAGAAUGACAAUGCAAGAGCAAUAAGUUUAAGAACAAGGAGGGUAGGGUUACUGAAAAAAGUGAAGGAACUAUCCAUAUUGUGUGAUAUAAAUGCUUGCAUAAUCAUUUUCAGUCCUAAUGAAGCUGAGCCAAUGGUGUGGCCAUCAGUUGAGACGGCUCGUGGCCUCCUAGACAAUUUCUUUGCUUUACCGAGGUACGAGCAUAUUAAGAAAGAGAUGGAUGUCGAAUUAUAUCUAAAUGAGAAGACAAAUAAGGCUAAUGAAAAAUUGAUAAAGAGUUGUCAAAAGAAUAAAGAGUAUGUCACUAAUGAGUUGAUGAUGCAACUACAAUGCGGUCGUACAAUCGAUGAUCUUAACUUAAAUGAGAUCUAUACAUUACUAUCUUUCUCAAGGGAUAAUAUCAUAUCUCUUAGGAAGAAGCUAGAUUUCAUGCAGUUUUCUCCUCUUCGUGAUCUACCCGUGCUUCCAUUUGAGGCGCAAGUCGAACAGUUUAAGAUCACCACAAAUGACGCUUUUUUAAGAGGUGAUCAAGAUGAUGAGAGAGCAGGAAACACAGAUGAAGCAACAAGAAUAAUUAACAUUGAUAGUUUGAGGGAGAAUAAAAGUUAUUACUUAAUAGAUCAAUGGUUUCCAACACCCGAACCGCCUAAACCUGUAAUUGACCAGCAAAUUGGGCAUGGAAAUCCAAACCCUAGAGGCUUCUAUCCAUACCAAGGAAGCAGUAGCAAUGGGAACCCUAAUUUGGAGAUGAUGUCAGUUUGCCCCCAAGUGAUGACUUUCCAUGAUUUGGUUGGAUCUGCCACUCAACCAUUACAACAUGAGAACAUGAACAAUAAUCCAAUAAUGGCUAUGAAUCAACCAAGACAAUACCCUUUUGAUUUCAUGAGACAAGAGCUGGGAAUACAAGAGGAAGGAGGUAACAUUAACAACUUACAAUUUUACAGGAGAGACAACACUACAACGACAAAUGAUCGUCUCUGCCAAGAGCCAUCUCCUAAUGAAACAACCGCUAGAGAAGGUAAUAUUAAUGCAACAUCAUUUGAUAUCAAUAGGAUUUGGCCCAGUUUUAACAAUCAUAAUUUCUAGGAUCCUAGUUGAUAUUAUGUUCUAAGUUUGGUAUGAAUUUAUUUUAAAAAUCUGUUGGUUUGUAUUAUAUUUUUCAUAAAUAUCAUCUAAACAA
Molecule: messenger RNA, 1270 nt
Organism: Arabidopsis arenosa
Lineage: Eukaryota; Viridiplantae; Streptophyta; Magnoliopsida; Brassicales; Brassicaceae
Source: the annotation of a GenBank genome assembly